Messenger RNA from Drosophila serrata, 1425 nucleotides. RefSeq names its product Imaginal disc growth factor 1 (gene Idgf1). Gene Ontology annotation, biological process: carbohydrate metabolic process; chitin catabolic process. Lineage: Eukaryota; Metazoa; Arthropoda; Insecta; Diptera; Drosophilidae. Gene Ontology annotation, cellular component: extracellular region. Gene Ontology annotation, molecular function: chitin binding; chitinase activity. The record is from RefSeq and is a predicted model, not a curated record.
CAUAAAGUCAGGACGUAUAUUAACUCGUACCAAUGAGGUUUAUUUUAUUUUAUUUACUGGGUCUGCUUAGCGUGAUGAGCUUGACCCAGGGUGCCAGUAACCUCAUUUGUUACUAUGAUUCAACCUCGUAUUUGCGUAAAGGAUUGGCCAAACUACAAUCCUCGGAUCUGGAAUUAGCCCUUCAGUUUUGCACUCAUUUGGUUUAUGGCUACGCAGGACUAAAGGCUGGCACUCAUGAGCUAUUCAGCCUGAAUGUGGAUCUGGACAUGUUCCAUUACUAUGAGAUAACUGAUCUGCACAAGAAGUUCCCCCAGCUGAAGAUCCUGCUGAGUGUGGGAGGUGAUCAUGAUCUGGACGAAGCUCAUCCCAAUAAAUAUAUAGAACUUUUGGAGGCAAAUCGAACUCAACAGCAGAAUUUCAUAGAUAGCAGCAUGAUUUUGCUAAAACGAAAUGGAUUCGAUGGCCUCGACUUGGCCUUCCAACUGCCCCGGAAUAAGCCCAGGAAGGUGCACGGUGCCAUUGGUGGUUAUUGGAAACAAUUCAAGAAACUAUUCACCGGUGACUUUGUGGUGGAUCCCCUGGCAGAGCAUCACAAGUCACAAUUCACGGAUUUGGUGAUGAAUCUAAAGAAUGCCUUUCGCAGUGCCAAUCUCAUGUUGAGUCUGACUGUCUUGCCAAAUGUUAACUCCACUUGGUACUUUGAUGUCCCUAAACUAUAUCCGCACUUCGACUAUAUAAAUCUGGCUGCCUUUGAUUUCCUCACACCACUUCGAAAUCCCGAGGAGGCGGACUUUACAGCUCCAAUCUUCCUGCAGGACGAACAGAAUCGAUUGCCCCACUUGAAUAUCGAUUAUCAGGUUAAUUAUUGGCUUCAAAAUCAUUGUCCCGCUCAAAAGUUGAACUUGGGCAUUGCCAGUUAUGGACGAGCUUGGAAACUGACCAAGGACUCUGGUCUGAGUGGUCUUCCUGUGGUUCAUGAUACCUAUGGUCCUGCUCCCGAAGGAGUCCUAAUUAAUAGUGUUGAAGGAUUACUGAGUUGGCCAGAGAUUUGCUCAAAAUUAGCCCAGAACUCUUCGGCUCAAUAUAGAGGAGAAAUGGCACCGCUUCGCAAGGUCACCGAUCUUACCCAGAAAUAUGGAAACUAUGCCCUCCGUCCGGCAGAUGACAAUGGAGAUCAUGGUGUGUGGCUGAGCUACGAUGAUCCUGAUUUUGCAGGAAUAAAAGCAACCUAUGCCAAGGGCAAAGGACUCGGUGGAAUUGCUAUAUUCGAUCUGAGUUGUGACGAUUUCCGGGGAUUCUGCACUGGCCAGAAAUUCCCAAUUGUGCGAUCAAUUAAAUACUUUAUGGCCUAGAAUAUAUUUGUUUUUAACUAGAUCAAUAGUUGUAUAUUUAAAUUUAAAGUUUAAAUAUGAAAAGAAAAUAAAA